Messenger RNA from Stegastes partitus (bicolor damselfish), 3743 nucleotides. It is a transcript of the gene ube2kb, whose product is annotated as ubiquitin-conjugating enzyme E2Kb (UBC1 homolog, yeast). The transcript has 7 exons. Bases 166 to 768 code for a protein of 200 amino acids. NCBI's taxonomy places the organism in Eukaryota, Metazoa, Chordata, Actinopteri, Pomacentridae. Gene Ontology annotation, molecular function: protein binding. The record is from RefSeq and is a predicted model, not a curated record.
GCUCCAUCUGAGAUAAACAAGAAGCGGUGGACGGUGAAAGUGAAAGGAGCUCCGUAACUGUGAAAAAAGCACCGAGCAGGCAGUCCCCACACAAGACAGACAACACAGGGAGAGAGAGGCCCCGGGUCUAGCUUCGAGGCGGCAGCAGCAGCUCAGCAGACAGCCAUGGCUAACAUCGCGGUCCAAAGGAUCAAGCGGGAGUUCAAAGAAGUUCUCAAAAGCGAAGAGACAAGUAAAAACCAAAUUAAAGUAGAUUUGGUGGAUGAGAACUUCACAGAGCUAAGGGGUGAGAUCGCAGGUCCUCCAGAUACACCAUAUGAAGGUGGCAGAUAUCAGCUUGAAAUAAAAAUCCCAGAAACAUAUCCUUUUAACCCGCCAAAGGUGCGCUUCAUCACUAAGAUCUGGCACCCUAACAUCAGUUCUGUGACAGGAGCAAUAUGUCUGGACAUUUUAAAAGACCAGUGGGCAGCUGCUAUGACCCUGCGGACGGUGCUGUUGUCUCUACAGGCUCUUCUUGCUGCAGCAGAACCAGAUGAUCCACAGGAUGCAGUAGUAGCAAACCAGUAUAAGCAGAACCCAGAAAUGUUCAAACAGACUGCAAGGCUGUGGUCUCACGUCUAUGCGGGCGCUCCGGUCUCCAGUCCCGACUAUACGCGCAAAAUAGACAAACUCUGUGCCAUGGGCUUCGAUAAGAAUGCAGUAAUAGCGGCCUUGUCUUCAAAAUCUUGGGAUGUGGAAACGGCGACAGAGCUGCUCCUCAGCAACUGAAAUCCAGCCAGGUGUGAGGAUCCAAAAACUCCCUUCAUCAUAGCAUCAGCCCCUCCCCGGCACCAUUCCACCAUUGCCUUUUUGUUAAGCAGACAACAUCCCAUUCAUCAUGGCAGUCUGAGCCUUCUUUUGUAACCGUUUACUUUGCUACAAACUCAACACCGGUAGCACCACAGUUGCCAAUAUGCACACCACCCUGUUGCCUGUCUGUCCCAUCUAUUCAUUAUGCUGACUCUUUUCUUCCACUAACUCAAAUUGUGUGUGUAAAAAGCCCCGAAAAACUUUCAGUCAUGCAUCUUGUCUUCCAUGCCCUUUUUAUUUAGCCCUUUUCAGACAUGGACUAUGUAACAUUGCCGACUUUAUUAGUCUGUUAAAGUGAUGGCAUUCUGUUGUUUCUACAUUGGUCACUUUAUGUGAAUGCUGCUCAUGGCUUCAUUCAGACCUACCCACCACAGUGAUGCAGAGAGUGCUGGUACGGGCACAAUAUUUAUCAUACAUGCAAAAUUGGACAGUACAUCAUAAUGAUAAUGCAUAACAAUGCACUAAUAUAUAAAUGAAUAUAUGUAUGUCUGCGAUGUAACAAAUAUUUAACUGCAGCUCAUAAGCUGUGACAGUGAAAAAACGUACACAGUGUGACCUGCUUUUACAUCCUGAUUGAUCUUGUCUCCGUAUCCAGGUCAUUUAUAAUUAUAAGUAGUUGUUGAAUUUUUUUCUGCAGUUCCACCUGUAGAUGUACACAACUCUCUCUUUGCUCAGAUGGGUGCUGCUGCUGUCUGAUGCUGCAAGUAUUUAAUACACUCAAACGACAGAUUCCUACAAACAGCUGGAAGCAGGUUGAUUUUGCCAUGCAGUUUAAACUUGUGCUGUGUUUUCUAGAAGUCUUACUUGGUCAGACCUAGUAGGAUCGCAAUUUUUAUGGAAAAGUGACAAGACGCUCAGUCAGACUUCAUGCCGACACGUUCAGAUGCCGUCAGAUUAACGGAGGACAGAACAUAUCUGAAAGGGGCUUUGCAUCUCUUCUGAAACUUUUUUCAUCGAUUUCUUUUUCUUAAUAUUGCAAAGGGUCGAAGAACUGCUAUUGCCUGGUGGAUUUUCCAGGGUAAAAAUGUAAGGGAAAUCCUGCAUACUGCUCUCCCUAUACAUCACCUUCCUUCAGCAGCCGGUUGGACCGUGUGUCAGAUUCUCCCUUACGGACUUCUAAUACUGUAAAAGUCUUGCUGGAUUAAAUUUACUUGACUGGAUAGUGCUGUGCAUGAGCAGUGUAAUGGGUUUUUCCUCAGCAGUUUUAUCAUAGAUGCUUCAAUCCACUGCAGAAGUUUGGAUGUACAAGUUUUUCUUUCUGUAUUGUAGAAUUAGAAGAAAGAUCACACACAUGUACACAUCCUCUGACAUCUGCACACAUGCACAGAAGAAAAAAGUUAUCUGUAAAUAGAUGCGUGUAAAUUUGAAAAUACAAUGGGGAUAUACUUUUUUUCUUACAUGGCAUUGUAAAACAAAUUAUUUUAAAUAUAAACUAUGCCUAGUUUACAAUUAUAUGGAGAGAUAUCUUUUUAUGCUUUUGUGAUCCAUGAGGAGUCCCUCUGAAUGUCAUGGUAUUAUUUUAUUUUUUUCCUUUCUUACUAUUGUUAUUUAGGGGUGGCACAGCCAAAAAAUCCUGGCCCUAAAGGUGCAGGAGGUUAACAGCCAGCUCAGGCCCCUGAAGGUCAUCACAUGCUACACCACAAUCCAAUCGUUUCUUGUGUCUUUUCUCGUGCUUGCAUGUUCUGUUGCCUUUAGUUCAUUUGGCCAAAUGAUGUGGUGGCUGUCUGUUUGAUUUAACAUCCUGUCAGACUUGUGGAUCUCGCAAGAAUCUUCCUUAUCAGAGACACCUGGGACCUCUGCACGGAAAAACCACCAAGCACGCCCAGUUUUGGUGUCACAACCUGUAGGGAACCAAAGCAUUUUCUUUUCAUUUUAUGAGUAUGUUACGGGAAAAUGUUUUUCCUCUGCUGUGAACAGAUUGGUCAGCGCGAAAUGAGUGGCUCUGAAUGUCAUUAAGGAUUUAGGUUUGCAGUGUUGUGGUGUUUUGUUUUUUUAUUUUUAAACUCAUUUCAGAGCGCUCAUUUUCAGCCACGGAUUAAGGAUCUGCUCACUGUGGACGGAGGAGGAGCUGUACAACUCAUCACUGAUCCACUGCAGCAGCACUCAAUCAAAACUUUGGCCAUAUAUACAGGUAUAUAGGUGAUGACCUAUAUUCCCAAACAUGCUUUAUUACACAGCCAAAUAAAAUGCUCACUGAGGUUGUCUUUGAAUUAUGUCCUGUGAGUAGUAAAAGAGGCUGGAACUCCUCUUUUAUUCUAUGAAGUAGAUGGCAGGCCUGCAGUGUUCUCGCAUAUUACCAUUUGAGGUACAUGGACUGUAAAGACAUGCUCAGCGUAUAGAGAAUUGGGGUGUAGAUGCAUCCUCACGCAGGGCCGUUUUUUUUUUGUUUUUUUUUAAAGAAUUAUCUUCCUUUUGCUUGACCUCCAGCUCAGUCCCUACCAGCAGUGACAUAGAACAGUAUGACAUGGAGUUAUUGUGCAAACGUCUCUGCUGACAAUGAGUGAGAUUCCAGUCAGAGCCAAAAUACAAAGUUCAAAGGCAGGUAGAACGCACACACCAUCUCCUUUUACUUGUAAAUAGUUGGAUUCAGUUCUUGAUAAAGAGCCAUCCCGCAAUCGCUAGAGUGCACCGUCGAUGACUGGAUCUACGUUUUGUAAGAAAAAGCAAGGACAAAAAAAAGGAAAGAGGCCCCCUCCUCCCCGUCUUCCUGGUGUUCUCACUAUGUACAAUAUUGCACGAUGACGAAGCAUAAAAAAGGGGCUGUUGCAUCUCAGUUUCUCCAUUUGGAUUGAGACUUUCCUUUUUCUUGGAAGCAAGCAUCAGCAGUAUAAAAAGCAUGGUUAUUUAUUGUGACAGUGUCAUGUUUCUUUGAUUAAAAAAAAGUGGAAAACCGA